Wallemia mellicola CBS 633.66 is the source of this 4407-nucleotide messenger RNA. RefSeq lists its product as hypothetical. Gene Ontology annotation, cellular component: cytoplasm. The coding region runs from base 260 to 3298 and encodes 1012 amino acids. The transcript has 5 exons. NCBI's taxonomy places the organism in Eukaryota, Fungi, Basidiomycota, Wallemiomycetes, Wallemiales, Wallemiaceae. The record is from RefSeq and is a predicted model, not a curated record. Gene Ontology annotation, biological process: chromatin remodeling.
AGACGAACCUGAGUUAUUAACAACUUUGGAGGAGUUCUCAGAAUCACUCAGGAAUACCCUUAACACAAGUAAUAGCUCUUCACAACUUAUCAGAUAUGUCUUCUUUCCUAUAGCUGGACUACUACGGCACUUCGCACCAACUGAGCUACCAGAGAGGGGUUCUAUAGCAAUUUUUAAAGCUCUCGACGUGAUUUCUAAAGUUUGGCUCGUUGAAGGUAUCUCAAUCGCUGAAUGGGAACAGAUAUGGGUGCUAGCGACGAUGUCGCUAAUCAGUAGCAUAAAAAAUAGGAAAUCAGAGGUACUAUUGCUCUCUUGCGUCGAUUUAUUAUACACUCUCAGCAUCAAUCCUCUUCCUAGCUACAUAGAAUUACUCACAGACAAGAGAAUGUCAAUCCUAGGUUCACUUAUCUCACAAAUAUUGGAUAUGGCGACAACACACAAGUUUCUCGAUUUGCGUAUAAGGUCACUUAACCUUAUCGGAGUUUACGUGGGUGUAUACGCGUUCGAUAAACCAAAUAUCAAUGCUAUUCUAUUACCUGGCACAGCCAGUUCGAUGACGAAGGUGCUGUCAGGUAACAGUCACAUCAAUAGUGACUUAGCAGUUGCAGCUGUAGACAUCCUUCGCUUGAUUAUCAUGUCUACCCUUCAAGAUGCCCGUUGUGCCUCUUUACAACCAAUUCAGAUAUCAGAUCUAAUAGACUUGGCUGAUAAGGUCGACUUAGAGAAUUUAGAGAUAGUCGAUACAAAAGAUGAUGACAGGGCUAUUCCAGUUGCAUCCUCACUAUUUGCACCACCGCCGACAGAAAAGAAGGAGGAUGAUAUAAGAUCAACAUCGUGGCUUAAGGCGACGUCACAUCAGAUUCGCCUCGUGUUGACGUCCAUAGCAGGUCUCACAAAACACCAAUCGAGUAGAGUGAGGAGAGGAAUGGCCGAUCUCUCCGCUGAUAUUCUCGAGACAUGUCUGGCAACACUAGAAACCUGCCAGAGAACCUUACUUUCCAAUCUAUUAAUACUCUCGAUAGAUAGCCAAUCAUCUGAUAAUGUUUCUUCAAUUGCUAAAGGUGCCCUGGCGAGAUUGUUAUCUCUGGGAGAACAUCAGAAAAUAUUAGAACCACUUUUGAAACAACACGCGCGUGAGCUCUUAGUUAAUUUGCCAAAUGCAAUAAGGUCGAAAGACAAUAGUGCAAUUUUAGGAACAACAUUACAAAUAGAGGCAAUAGCAAAUCUGACCAUAAGCCAAAGCGGCAUACCGAUGGAUGAUAUUCUCGGACCUCAAGGUGGAGUUGAAAAAUGGUCUUGGGGAUUGAUAGACUGUAUUCCCUUUUACAAUCCGCCCGUAAGUGGUGAAAGUGUCUCAGUCAACGCAAGCAGGAGUGUUUUAUGGAGCAGUACACCAGACGCUGCAUUCGACUUAAGGUUCGACGAGGCGGGAGACGAUCCUUGGUUUGGCUUCCCCUCUAUGCCUUUCGCAACCCUCGACACACAAGCUGGUGAGGGGAUUCGAAAAGCCCUUGUAGCGCUAGGCAAGGCAUUUGGAGGGCGCGCCUCACAUUCCGCUGAGUACUUUUUCAAUCUCGCUCAGAGGAACCUCAAUCGAAAGGCGUCGAUAAGUAGUCUCUGGCUAUGCUGUUGUAUUAUACAGGGAAUGUCCCUCUCACGCUCUAGAGUCACCCAGAAGCUCGCUCUCAAGUUCGUCAGAAAUGUCGUGAAAUUCAAUCAGGAUGCUGAAAAUAGCACGGAUGAGAUACCUACUGUCGAAGAAACUGGUGAGGAUGUAGUGAAACACAACGAGAAGAAUCUUCCAACGGAAUACAUACGCGGGUUGGAAAAGGUAGAAACUCUAGCUGACAAUUUCAAAUACACUCCUCAGAAAUCAGCCAAGCUUGAAAAGAAAGUGCGACUUACACUUAUUUCGUUGAUGUCUCUCCGUAUGAUUACAACAACUAGCUGGAUACUAGGUUAUGAUUUCCGACCACAACUAAACAACACGCUUUAUUACAUACUCUCCAGAUUAGAUAGCCCGACAAUGACGAUCAGGGAGCAUGCGAAAUCGACACUCGCAAGUGUAUCUUAUUUUGUCGGAUAUGCCAGCACGAGUGGUAGCAUACUCGAUAAUGCGGACUACUUGCUCAAUUCUGUAGCUUCACAUCUCAGUCCUGUCAGGCUGGACAUUGCGGCGCCACGAGUGUUGAUCGCAGCUGUGAGGCUCGUUGGCGCACCCCUCGUCGGGAAAUUGCAAGGAGUUGUCGAGGACAUUUUUGAAAGUUUGGACAACUUCCACGAUAUUCCGCUCUUAGGUGAGGGCUUACUCGCCGUUCUAGACACAAUUGUCAGUGUUAUGUCUGAAGAUGUGGAUGUCUUGCCAUCAUACAAUGAUGAAGAAGAUACAGACCGCAUUAUAUCCGUCGACUCACGUCCUAACCCCGAAUUAGAGCUUGAGGGAUUGGCAGAAUGGCUUCAAGAGCUCAAUCAAGACCCACCAGAGCAGCCUAUCGAGGAUUACGGUCCAACACCACACCAAGCCUGGGAUGAAUUGCGCGAAGGCCAUGAUGUGAACAAGGAAACUGUACCGGAAGAUAAACCACAUGAACCACUCAAUAGGUCACAGUCAAUAUCUUUGAAAAUAAUGUCAAAAGGCUUACACUUCCUCACACAUGAGUCUGCAUUUCUAAGGGCGCGUACUAUGAUGCUCCUAUCAAAUUCCGUUAGAGUUCUCAUGCGGGAGAACCGAAAAGCGGAUGUCUUACCGGUAGUUCAUAAAGCUUGGCCAUAUGUUCUCCACCGUCUUCUUUCAAGAGCUGCGGCGGGAAUGGGGGACGAAUGCGAAGAGAAUCCCUACGUUAUGGCUAGUGCUUUCGAACUUAUACGCGUACUGGCUGUUGAGACUGGAGAAUUCAUGAGUCUGCGUAUAAUUGAAGAUGCCUACCCACUUAUCAGAAGAACGUUAUGCUUUAAUGUCACUAAAGAUGUCAGGAAUAGUGGAAGAGAUGUAUCAACCACAAAGAUAGUGUCAGAUGGUAUCGAAUAUUGGAAUACCUCAACAACUGCCAAGCGAGCUCAUCGGGAAUUAGUGCAAGCUAUGACUGCUGUCGUGAAAGAAAUACCAGUGAAGGAUGAACUGGUGUGGCAAUUAAGCAGCGAUUUUAGACUCCUCAUGCAACAUUCAUCAUUAAAGAAAGAACUUGUCUUACUAUACGAAGCACUCUCUGUUCGAAAUGUCGAUAUAGUCUGGCUUGUUAUGCAAGAGAGUGAUACUUUGGAGAUAAGUAGUGUGGUUGAUGAUAUUGCAUUCCAGUAAUAAAAUUUUCCUACCACCCCUCUCCAAUUUCCUUAUCUCGAUAUCGGACAUUUUCUUGAAGUCAUACCAUAAACAAAAAAAAAUGAAGAGCAGUUAUACCUAUAAAAAAAUCAACAAUCUUGAAAUUAAAUUAGACGUUCAUAUUCCUCCUUCAGCAACUGCUGAGAAUCCUGCACCUGUAAUAGUAUGGUAUCACGGUGGUGGCUUAUUGCAAGUGAGUGCUGAGAUCCUUCAAAACUAUCUCGCAAUGCUCAUUCAAUCACCUAGGGCAGCUGUGAACGUUAUCCAAACCAUUUCGAUGUCGCAGUCCAGGAACGAGGUUUCGCAUUUGUUUCUGUAGAUUAUAGACUUGCUCCACAGGCUGAUUUCGAGGAGAUUCUAUCUGAUGUCUCUGAUUCCGUCAGUUACACAAUCGAAGAAUUGCCCGGUCAAACAGGACAUCGUAUUGACGUCAAGAGGUGGUUUGUCUCUGGAUCGUCUGCUGGCGGAUGGCUCAGCUUGCUCGUUGGUCUCGGUGUUGCCAAUCCUAAACACAUCCCAUUGGCGUGUACGGCUAUAUACCCAAUAACAAAUACUUUGGCACCAUUUUGGAACACUCUUCAUGAGAAGGCAGAAUGGGAAGAUGGACCUGUUGCCCAUGAAACAGUCAAGGAGCAUCUGAAUGUGGAUGCACCUGUCGUUUCUAGUAAUCCUUCCAACUCAACUAGAUCAAAGAUGUACGCCUGGAUGGUACAAUCUGCCUCACUGAACGAAUUACUCUACGGCACUAAGAAAGACCGUGCAGGAAAUUACGCCAUUAUCAAUGUGCUCAAAGAGAAGAAGGAUGCAACCCCGCCAAUUUACAUCAUACACGGCACUGUCGACACGGCUGUACCAUUUUCACAAGCCGUCGAAGUUGUAGAUGCACUCAAGGCUAGAAAUGCUGAAGUACAAUUUGACGUCGCGCAUGAUAAGGAUCACUUAUGGGAUGAAUAUGAUAAAAAUGAAAGAAUGGAUGGACUAUAUGCCUUCAUCAGGAGGUAUUUGUAAUUUAAAUGCAUUUGGCAUGGACAGAUGGAAUUGAAAAUACAAGUGUUGUUGAUUUGGUAUACAUAAUAGCUGAAGAAUUG